UAAAACACUAGUGUACACCUGAAAGUAAACAAAACUGUUCAAUGGCUCAAUUAUUCAGCUAAAUUCUCAGUUCUCAUCAUCACUUUUGCGGAUCCACCGGCAACCGGGUCCCUAAGCUCCAAACGGGGCCGUGUCGUGUUCGGCGUUCCAACUCUCGAGCAAUUUUCGCAAUUUCGCAGGGGAAAGAAUGGGCAGCCUAGCCCCUGCCAGCAGUGAUAGGUCGAGGGUAUCUUGGACGCCGACAAUGGAAUGCUAUUUUAUUGAUCUUAUGUUAGAUCAUAUGCAUAGGGGCAAUAGAAUUGGUCAUACGUUUAACAAACAAGCAUGGACAGACAUGAUCACCGUGUUCAAUGCAAAAUUCAGAUCUCAAUAUGACAAAGAUGUCUUGAAAAGUCGAUACACUAGUUUGUGGAAGCAAUUCAAUGAUAUAAAGAAUCUUCUUGACCAGAAUGGAUUUUCUUGGGAUGUUUCUCAACAAAUGGUAGUAGCGGAUGAUAAUGUCUGGAAUGCCUAUGUCAAGGCUCACCCAGAUGCACAAUAUUACAGAAAUAAAGCUGUGUUGAACUUCAACGAUCUGUGCUUGAUUUAUGCGUAUACAACAGCAGAUGGAAGAUACAGUCGUUCAAGUCAUGAUGUAGAUUUUGAUGAUGACAUCCAAGGAGCGAAUGUUGGUGGAGGGAAGGAGGGUCAAACUCUCACUGGCAGCAACUGUGUGAAAGCAUUUUGGAGACUGCCAAUGGACCAUUAUUUUAUUGACUUGUUACUAGACCAGGUGCCAAGAGGGAACAGAAUUGGGCACGCAAUUACAACCGAGGCUUGGGCUGAAAUGGUGGCAUUAUUCAAUGCAAAAUUUGGAUCUCAGUAUGACCAAGAGGUUCUCAAGAAUCGGUACAAAUAUUUGAGCCAGCUAUAUAAUGAUGUGAAGAUUCUUCUUGAUCACAGUGGAUUUUCUUGGGAUGAAACUCGAGAAAUAAUUACAGCUGAAGAUUAUAUUUGGGACUCUUAUACGAAGGCAUAUCCUGAAGCUCGAUGCUAUAAAUUUACAACUGUACCUAGCUACCACAAGUUGUGUGUCAUAUAUGGCAAAGAAAGUGCUAAUGAGAGAUCUAGUUGUAUGGCUCAUAACAUAGAUCUUAGUGGUGAAGAUCCACUUUUUAUGACUGACAGCAACUUGUCAAGAAAAGUUUGGACACCUUUGAUGGACCGUUAUCUCAUUGACCUUAUGCUAAAGCAAGUGCAUAAAGGCCAUACGUUUAAUCACAUUUUCAGCAAACAGGCAUGGGAAAAUAUUGUUUUGUUGUUCUGUGAUCGAUUUGGAUCACAGUAUGACAAAUAUGUUUUGAGGGGUCAGCAUAAAAGUUUGAGGAAGUUGUAUGAUGAUAUGGAGAAUCUUCUUAACCAGAGUGAAUUUUCCUGGGAUGAAACCCGGCAAAUGGUCACAGCACGUGAGGAUAUUUGGGAUGCUUAUAUCAAGGAGCAUCCGGAUGGGAGAUCGUUCAGAACAAAAAGCAAGCCGAAUUAUAAUGAUUUACAUGUGAUCUAUGGGCAUUCCAUUUCUGAUGCAAGAUGCGACCAAUCACAUCAAUAUAUGGACUUCAGCGGUGAUGGAAGGAAUAUUCGAGUGUUUCAAAAUGGAGGUUGCCUGAGGACUGGUUGGACGCCACCUAUGGACCGAUGUUUCAUUGAUCUAAUGCUAGAGCAGAUCCGUAGAGGGAGUAUGGUAGAUCAUAAAUUUAACAAAGCAGCAUGGGGAUAUAUGGUUUCUAAGUUUAAUGCAAAAUUUGGGACUCAGCACAAGGAAGAUGUUCUAAAAAUUCGUUUUAAGAUUUUGAGAAAGCGAUACAAUGAUAUGAAAACUCUUCUUGGUCAGAGUGGGUUUGCAUGGGAUGAAAUGCAACAGAUGAUAACUGCUAAUGAGGAUCUCUGGGAUGCUUACAUCAAGGACCACCCUGAUGAAUAUUCAUACAAAAAUAGAACUCUUCCAAACUAUAAUGAUUUGUUCUUGAUAUAUGGAAAUGCAAUUACUGACGGAAGGCAUGACCGUUCAAGUCAUUGUGUGCUGACCGACAACCACAUCCUGGGGGUAAAUAUUGGCCAAGAGAAUGACCAAACAUAUGCUGCUCGUGAUUCUAUGAGCAUUGAUUGGACAAAGCCAAUGGACCGAUAUUUUAUUCACCUUAUGUCAGAGCAAGUGCUCGAAGGGAAUAAGGUUGAUCGUACAUUCAGUAAGCAGGCUUGGGUCUGCAUGACCACAUCAUUCAAUGAAAGAUUUGGACUUCAAUGUGACAAAUAUGUACUGCAGAACCAAUAUCUAAGAUUGAUGAAACAAUAUAACAACGUCAGCAAUCUUCUCAACCAAAAAGGCUUUGUGAAGGAUGAAAUUCAACAAGCAGUAGCAGCUGAAGAUAGUGUCUGGAAAGCUUACAUCAAGGAGCAUCCUGAUGCAGCAAAAUACAAAGAUCAAGUCUUGGAGAGUUACAGCGAUUUGAGCAUUAUAUUUGGCGAUGGUAUUCAAGAUGCAAGAUUAAGUCCAGAAAUGGAUAUCGGUCACAAUGCCCUAGAAUUGUGGAUGGAUGGAAUUUCUGGAGGUCUACAAUCCCCAGAUAGGGACAAUAAAGUAUCUAAUCAGAAGAAAAAAAGGCAUUCUGCAACCCCAUUAACUUCUGCAUGCUCUAGAAAAAUCAAGAUAACCAGCAAGGGUUUGCAAGAAGCAGAUAGAAGUAAUACACAGGACAGGACCUAUAGCUCGAUAGAAAGCAUUGUUGAUGCACUUCAAGUCAUACCGGACAUGGACGAUCAACUCUUCUUUCAUGCUUGUGAUCUUUUGGAGGAUGAGAAAAAUGCCAAGGCAUUUGUGAGGAUGGACAUCACCCGUCGGAAGAAGUGGUUGUUAAGAAAGCUUCGGCAAUAGUAUUUUCGGGGUUUUGAGAAUGGAUUGAAGAUGCACCUUCUUUCUCACUACCAAAUGUUAAUAAGAUUGCGUAUGUAUAAGUAGUAAAACAAAGAUUGUGUGUUAAAAAGCAUGCUAAGGCAUGUGUCAUUGAAAUAUACAGUUGCAUUUCAAAGGAGUCCGCAUGUAACUUCUGAUUUAGCAUGUGCUAUGAAAAAUGUGCUGCUUGUUAUAAA
Molecule: messenger RNA, 3126 nt
Organism: Cornus florida
Lineage: Eukaryota; Viridiplantae; Streptophyta; Magnoliopsida; Cornales; Cornaceae
Exons: 11
Coding region: 188-2911 (907 amino acids)
Source: RefSeq, a predicted model, not a curated record